AAAAUGUCAGUGCGUCUUAUGGAGCGAAUAUGGAGCGGCCGGUCCGGUAUUUCCACUGCCGCCGUGUCAGAAUACCGGGCCGGCCGCUCAGCUCUACAGCGGGACCUUAUAGAGAUGACUGCUGACCUUUGGGGAGGGAGGGGGAGCGGGUACCUGAAUUUGACAGGUACCCGCUCCCACUUCCGUGGAGUUGUUCUUUCAUCUUACCCGUCAGCAGUCACUAGUGUACUAUCCACAGUAUCUGGUCAUCCCUGUGCUGUCCGCAGUCUCUGGUCAUCUCCUGUACUGUGUCAGCAGUCUCUGGUCAUCCCU
Staurois parvus is the source of this 312-nucleotide messenger RNA. The record is from the annotation of a GenBank genome assembly. NCBI's taxonomy places the organism in Eukaryota, Metazoa, Chordata, Amphibia, Anura, Ranidae.